Messenger RNA from Kazachstania africana CBS 2517, 222 nucleotides. RefSeq names its product mitofissin (gene ATG44). Bases 1 to 222 code for a protein of 73 amino acids. The transcript has 2 exons. The record is from RefSeq and is a predicted model, not a curated record. Lineage: Eukaryota; Fungi; Ascomycota; Saccharomycetes; Saccharomycetales; Saccharomycetaceae. Gene Ontology annotation, cellular component: cytoplasm.
AUGACUCUUCUGGGGAAAACCGUUCACAUCACGGCUGAUCUGAUUCUGGUAGCAACUUGUCUGGCAGGCAUAAGAAGAAAUACGGGACUGACGCCAAAUUUAAGAUAUGUAAAGAAUGACUCAAUAAGAGAUUAUACGGCUCGAUAUUUGAAGUUCGGUGAAUCCUGCUAUGAUUAUUCUGUGGCAAAGAUUGGUGCGUCAAAAUAUUUCUCAAGGAAGUAG